UACCACCACAACAAGUUCUGUUAGAACUAUGACAGAAAGAUCCAAUGGUAGUGUAGUUAAUGAAACUUCUGCGGAGUCAACUAGAGGAAUUUAUGAAGACCAUCCAGGUCUUAACCCGGCCGAUGAAAGAGUAGUUGAAUAUCAAGCGGCUAUACACGAAAAAAUGGGGAAAUUGAUGAUUGGCAGGAAUCCCGCAGAAGUUCUGGCUGCGGCCGAACGUGUGCAUGGGGAAAGCAAUGAUUCAGAAUUUCUUCAAGAGCAGUACCAGGAUUUAGUUCAAAAUGGGACUGCAAGUGAAGCCUUCCAGUACGGAGUGCUUGAGCCCCCGGAGGACUAUACUUUACCGGAAGUACGCGACCAUAUAAUGGGUGGCUCACCCAUCGAAGAUUUGCAGAUAGAUUUCUUUAUAAACGGCUAUGAAAGUGCAUUUUUGUCGGAAUUUUUACCUAUUUGUAUCUAUUUAGUGAUCAGUCCGCUAGUUUCUUUGAUUCGACUCGGUGUUCCUUUUCCAUUUGCUUCCAAUAGUUCGACCUAUCCAGAAAAAUUGUCGGCCUACGAAUGUGGUUCCGAUCCCUCCGGUGAUGCCAGAAGUCGUUUCGAUAUACGAUUUUACCCGGUUCCUAUUUUAUUUAUUAUCCCUGAUCUGGAAGUCACCUUUUCUUUUCCUUGGGCAGUACCUCCUAACAAGAUUGAUCUGUUUGGAUCUUGGUCCAUGAUGGCCUUUUUAUUGAUUUUGACGAUUGGGUUUCUCUAUGAAUGGAAAAGGGGUGCUUCGGAUCGGGAGUAACCACUAGUGAAAGGGCAAAGGGGGGAAGGACAUAGGAAAGAGGGAUGCCUACAAAAAAUCAAUUGAUUCGUCAUGGUAGAGAAGAAAAACAGCGCACGGACCGUACUCGAGCUUCGGAUCAAUGUCCCUAGAAGCAAGGAGUAUGCCUGCGUGUUUCGACGAGAACACCGAAAAACCUAAUUCAGCUCUACGCAAGAUAGCAAAAGUACGGUUGAGCAAUCGACAUGAUAUAUUUGCUCACAUUCCAGGCGAGGGUCAUAAUUCGCAGGAACACUCUAUAGUCUUAGUCAGAGGAGGUAGAGUGAAAGAUUCGCCAGGUGUGAAAUCCCAUCGUAUUCGAGGAGUCAAGGAUUUACUGGGAAUUCCGGAUCGUAGAAAGGGAAGAUCUAAAUAUGGUGCAGAAAGACCAAAAUCGAAAUGAAUGGAAGAUGCCUCUGGAACUUUUUGGUUAUUUUGAAGACGGAGGAGAAAGCUGAAGCGGAAAUGCAAUUCUCGUAGUGGCUAUAAGGUAGCAUAAUCUAAUGUAAUAUCUAAAGCCUUUCUUUUCUAUUUCUUCUAUUGGCUGGUCUGGGGUGGAUGAAGCGAGGUAGGUAUGUGGGAGGCUAUAUC
Messenger RNA from Oryza brachyantha (malo sina), 1396 nucleotides. RefSeq names its product ATP synthase subunit a-1-like. Gene Ontology annotation, molecular function: NADH dehydrogenase (ubiquinone) activity. Gene Ontology annotation, cellular component: NADH dehydrogenase complex. The transcript has a single exon. The record is from RefSeq and is a predicted model, not a curated record. NCBI's taxonomy places the organism in Eukaryota, Viridiplantae, Streptophyta, Magnoliopsida, Poales, Poaceae. Bases 29 to 787 code for a protein of 252 amino acids.